AGUCUGUAACACAGCCCAGCCUGCUCUCUGUGCAUUCACAGUCGAGGCAACACAGGAUACACACUCACACACACACUCGCUCACUUAAUCAUAUCUCAAACUGGAGUCGGAGUGAGGAAGCAGAAUGUCAGGAAAGGAAGCGCUGAAGCCAGUGGGAAAGCAAAGUUUGCCUCACGUCUGUGGAGUUCCUUUCUGAAGAGUGGAAGCUUAAAUUUACAACAGCAGGCGUAUAUCUGAAGAUUUUUUUUUCUGGUUUGCCUUUUUUGGAAAUAGACUAGAAAACUAGAAAGGUAGUCAGUAUUAGAAUCUCAACUUUCACUUGGAUACCAUCCUCAAGAUCUGGAGAAGACAUACAUCAGGAGGAAAUUCUUGAAAUUCUCUUUGUCUCCGACCACUCACUGCUCCACAGGUCUCUGAGUCCCAUCAUCUGCUGCCGUCAUUGAACUGCAGGAGGACACAUCCUCAGGUUUAUACCACACAUUCAGACCACUAAGAAGAUGAGUCUGUCACUGAACGGGACGCUGGAGAAGACCAUGUCCGAGACGGCCCCCUCUGAGCCACGCUCCCCCUCCAGAGUGGGGUCAGCGGUCGUGGUGCCGCCUCCCUACUCGCUGGGCGGCAGCGAGGUGGCUGAUUCCCCCCUGGAGCUGAGGGGCUCUCUGGACUGCUGGGCCUGCUCUGUGCUGGUCACUGCCCAGAAUCUCAUCAUCGCACUGAUCAACGGCGUGCUGGCCUCCAUCGUGUUCGGCACCAUCCUCACCCCUGCUCUGAUUAUGGUCAUAUUCGGCUUCCUCUGCCACUCCACGGUGCAGCCCCAUGGAACAUCUCUGUACUGCUCAGACGUGCUGGAUGACGGCGGCUGCGUGGCCCUGCUGGUUGUAGGUUUCCUGCUGCUCACCCCUCUGCUGGUCCUGGCCCUGGCGGCCUACUGUCGCCUGGCCCGACACCUCCAGCUGGGCAUGUGCUUCAUCCCCUACAGCCGCGCCGUCUACAAGAACCUGCCCCUCCAUCGCCACCGGAAGUCUGAUGGGGUUGGCUGCUGUGGUCAGCAGGGGGCUUCAGACAGGGAGGGGAAGGGCAGCAUAUGGGUGUAGGGGAGGAGGGGAGGAGAAUGGGGAGGAGCGCAGAGGAGGAAUGUCUAAAUGAUUGUAAGAUGUAUCCAUUGAGUCAUUUUGUUUGAGUUUAGCUUUUUUUUCUAAUGCAAAUUGCCAUUGUACUUCUAUACAGCCAUUGUAAAAAUCCAUCAUCAUUUAUUGUGAUUGUUUGGAAUUCAAUAUUGCCUUUUAUAUACUUUUCCACAUGUAUUUUUUAUACUUUUUAAAAACAGUGUUGGUUGACCUGCGAGCUGAAUUUUGUGUUUUUUCUUCAAAAUACAUCAAAAUAAUGUGCACAUAUGGUGUUGCAAGCAUCAUUAUUCCAAGUCUGUGGGAUUAGAGCUUCUGUGGUAAGACUGUAAAGACACGUCAUUUAACGGGACAACAUUUCUACAGGUGUCCAACAUGUUGAUAAUUCUCAUUAAAACGUGAACAUUCAAACAA
Limanda limanda (common dab) is the source of this 1538-nucleotide messenger RNA. RefSeq names its product transmembrane protein 88 a (gene tmem88a). The transcript has 3 exons. NCBI's taxonomy places the organism in Eukaryota, Metazoa, Chordata, Actinopteri, Pleuronectiformes, Pleuronectidae. Gene Ontology annotation, cellular component: plasma membrane. The record is from RefSeq and is a predicted model, not a curated record. Gene Ontology annotation, molecular function: PDZ domain binding. Bases 498 to 1094 code for a protein of 198 amino acids.